AUGGGCGAGCAAGAAAUCGUUGUAGACUACAUUGGAAGGAUUCAAGUCAUUGUAAAUGCGAUGAGAUCAUGCGACAAAGUUGUGAAAGACAAGAAAAUAGUCGAGAAAAUUCUCAGAACCUUGACACCCCAGUUUGACUAUAUCAUCGUUGUGAUAGAAGAGUGCAAAAAUCUUGAAGUGAUGAAGGUGGAGGAAUUACAGAAUUCGCUAGAGGCACAUGAACAAAGAUUAAUCGAAAGAAGAAAUGCAGAGAAAGAAGUGCAUCAGAAAAGCAAAGGAAAUGAGGAGGCUAAUCUUGCGCAAGAUGCAGAUGAUUUUGAUUUUGAUCACGUGUUAUUAAUGAGUACAAUCGAAGAUAACGAAGAUGGGUGCAAGAAUGGUGAUUCUGCAUGCGACAACAUGUGUAACGAGUGCAAGAACGAUGACUCUGCAUGCGACAAGUGUUGCAAGGUUGAACACGUGUCGUUAGCUGACGAAACAAAUCAUGCAGAAGAUGAAUCCUGCUGGUACUUAGAAACAGGUUGCUCCAACCAUAUGACUGAGAAGAAAGAUUUAUUGUUAGAUUUGGACCCGAGUAUCAAAAGCAGCGUGCAAUUCGUUGAUGAUAGUGUGAUCAUGGCUGAAGGAGCUGAAAGAAUCAUGACCAAACAAAAAGAUGGACAAUCGGCCUACAUGAAUAAUGUCUUGUAUGUUCCAAACAUGAUUGCUGAGUUUGGGGCAACUUCUCGAAAAAGGCUAUACAAUGACGAUGCGCUAGAAACACAUAGACGUAUUCGAUGA
Messenger RNA from Vigna radiata var. radiata (mung bean), 780 nucleotides. RefSeq lists its product as uncharacterized. The transcript has 2 exons. The record is from RefSeq and is a predicted model, not a curated record. NCBI's taxonomy places the organism in Eukaryota, Viridiplantae, Streptophyta, Magnoliopsida, Fabales, Fabaceae. The coding region runs from base 1 to 780 and encodes 259 amino acids.